GUCGUCGCCCUUUGCAUCUGCAAACACAAGCAUCUCUGUUCAUUGUAUUUUUACCAUCAUUUUUAUCCUAACGACAUAAUAUGGAGCUCAUCUGCUUGGAUCUUAUUGUUGCACUUAUUAUUGGACUUCUAACAGGAGAGGUUUUAAGUACAGGAGAGGUGAUUUAUGCUGUUAAUAAUGGCGGCCCUGCACACACGGAUUUGAACGGCGUUCACUACCAAGCCGACCAACUUACCAUCGGAGUCCCUUCAGAUUAUGGCAAAAUGCUUACAAUAGGAAGAGUUGCUCCUCCAGAUCAAAUCCUUUACCAAACAGAACGAUAUCAUUUGUCUAAUUUUGGCUACACAAUACCGAUCAAAGACAAUGGAGAAUAUGUUUUAGUCUUGAAGUUUUGCGAGGUAUAUUUCCAAGCGCCGCGUCUCAAGGUGUUCGAUGUUUCAAUAAACUCUCAUCCAGUCAUCCAAGGUUUAGAUAUUUAUGAAAAAGUAGGCAGAGCAGUAGCCCAUGAUGAAUAUAUUGCUUUUACUAUCAAAGACAAUCAGCUUCUGAUUAAUGAACAUGCUCUUCCAUUUACUGGAUCUAUUUAUGUGGAAUUCAUCAAGGGAGUAUAUGAUAAUCCAAAGAUCAACGCCCUGGUUGUUAUGAAAGGCACACUAGAAGAUGUUCCAAAGCUACCAGCACUUCCCAGCCCUCAGGAUGAAGAAGAUGAAAAAGAGGAUUCUGAGGAAAGCCAGAAAUCUGACCAACCCAAAAAACCCAGGAAAACAUCAGGCCCAAAAUCAAUUGACCCAUAUGCAAAUGAUGAUAGCAGUAUGCUAAUCCCUAUUUGUGUGGCUAUUGGAGUUUUUCUACCUACAUUGUUUUGUUUGUGUAGACUUUAGAAUUUGAUAUGUGGAAAAAUAAUAGGUUUUCAGAAUAUAAAUUGUAUAAUUAUUUAGUCUACUUGUGUUCGUUAUUUCUUUUUACUGCUUCUUUUUCUGUUUUACAGUAAACAAAUUCUUCAAAACUUACAGCUAAGAGUUGUGGUUUGCUAUAAAUAGGAUUUUUUAAAGCAAAUUUUAGGUUAAUACUGUUGUAUUUGUUCAUUUUGUUGAAGAGUUUUUAAUACCAAAAUCAAAUUCUCUUGAAAAAGUACAGAUCUAGUUAUAUUAUAUCCUGCACUCAAAAUGUCUGAUUUCCACAUUGCAAAAUACAAGAUAUUACACACAAUGUAUUUACAUUGGAACUGUUUAAAAAGUAAAACUAAAAUAUUAAAUCAAUAGGAAUAUUUUUGAAUUAUACUAAAAGUUUUUUUUUGUACUCUGAUUUGUGUUAAUUUGAUAGUGUGUUAUAAAAAAGCAUAAUAUUUGUAACAAAUAUUUCACUUUAUAGUAAUUUCUAUUUAUUGCAUUGUCCUCAAGGCUAUGAAAUGUUUGAUUUAGUCAAUAAAAUUGCACUUCAAAAUUAUAAAAUGUACUCCCUCACCAUCAGCAGCACGACUAAAAUAAAACAUGAAUGCAA
This is a messenger RNA of Exaiptasia diaphana, 1500 nucleotides long. RefSeq names its product malectin. The coding region runs from base 81 to 881 and encodes 266 amino acids. Gene Ontology annotation, molecular function: carbohydrate binding. Gene Ontology annotation, cellular component: membrane. Lineage: Eukaryota; Metazoa; Cnidaria; Anthozoa; Actiniaria; Aiptasiidae. The record is from RefSeq and is a predicted model, not a curated record. The transcript is spliced from 4 exons.